Panonychus citri (citrus red mite) is the source of this 2911-nucleotide messenger RNA. RefSeq names its product motor neuron and pancreas homeobox protein 1-like (gene exex). The transcript has 4 exons. Gene Ontology annotation, biological process: neuron projection morphogenesis; central nervous system development; regulation of DNA-templated transcription. The record is from RefSeq and is a predicted model, not a curated record. Gene Ontology annotation, cellular component: nucleus. Gene Ontology annotation, molecular function: DNA-binding transcription factor activity, RNA polymerase II-specific; sequence-specific double-stranded DNA binding. Bases 721 to 2616 code for a protein of 631 amino acids. Lineage: Eukaryota; Metazoa; Arthropoda; Arachnida; Trombidiformes; Tetranychidae.
AAGUAAAAUGUUUAAUUUAAUUUGUUAUCAGUUAAUUGUGAUCUCAAUUUGAUCAUCAUCAUAAUCAUCCUCUUGUAUAAUUAAGGUAACAGUUAAAAUCUUAGACGAUGAUUAAAAGAGUUGGUUGAUUAAGUGAGAAACAAUUUUUUUUAUCAUCAUUUUAAUCAUCUACUUGAUCAUCAUCAUCAUCAUCUUGAUUAUUAUCAAUAUUAUAUUGAUCUAGAUGUCGCCCUUGAGUAAAUUGUUCAAACUUGAUUCUGAUUCUUGUUUCAUUUUUGAUCAUUGAUUGUUAAUCUUGUUUGAUUGUAAUUCAUUUACUAUUUAUUUAGUUUGUAUUCAGUUUAAUUGUAUUUACCCAAUUUUGUAGGCGUCAACUUAAAUUGUUAACAAUCAACCAAUCAUCAGAAACUAAUAAUAAUAAUAAUCAUCAUCAUCAUGAUAAUAACAGGUUACUUAUUUUUGCCACAGUUAAAUUGAAACCUUUGAUUGUAACCUUAAUUGUUUACUAUCAUCAACAUACAACAAUUUAAAUUGUAAUUUGAUAUCUGAUCAAUUGUUUUAUUUUUUUUUCUCAUAAUCAAUUUUACUUAUAAUGUCACAACUAAUCACCAUUGACUUUGAUUUGUGUUAAUUGUGUUCAAUCAAGUUUUUUUUUCAAACUGAUAAUUAAGUUGAUCAUUUGAUUGUUUUCAAAUUUACUUUCUCAAUUACUGACUAAUUAUGACCACAACAAUUAAAGAGCCAGUUAAAUCACCUUUAAAUCAAACUGAAUCAAGUGUUAAUCAUCGGACUUGUAAUAAUAAUAACGGUAAUUCAACUAAUUCAAGUUUUUGUAUUGACGCUUUAUUGGCUAAAACUGAUAAUCAACUUAAUCACUCAAGUAAUAAUCUUAAUCAUUCAUCAUCGAUUCGUAGUCCUCAAUCAACUGAAUCUCUUAAUGAUUCUGAUUCCCUUGCAUCUCAUGAGUCUCACCAUGAAUCUUAUUAUGAAGUUAAUUCACCUAAUGAAGAGAUAUCUUCACCUUCAUCACCCACCGGAGGAGCAAGUCGAGUGGGAACAGUUUCACCCACCUCAGGUUAUUCAGCUGCAGGAGGUAAUUUAUUAAAUUCAAUGGGUGUUAAUGGUGAUACAAGUGACCAAGGAGGUGGUGGUGGUGGUAGUUUAUCUGUUGGAGUUGAUGGAGGGAGUGAAGGUUCACCAAUUUGGUCACCUAGACCUUCAUCAAUACCUGGACCACUUGGACUUCAUUUACCACCUCAUCAUCCUCAUCUUCCUCAUCAUCAUCCCUCCUCUCAUCAUGGACCUACAACAACAACCACUAGUCACAAUUCAUCAUCAUCUUCAACCACACCAACCUCAACUUCAUCAUCUAAUUCAGCUCAUCAUGGUCACCAUGGUCAUCACCAUCAUCAUCAUCCAUCUCACCCUCCACCUCCGCAUCCUCAUCAUUUACCUUUAUUUGCAUCUUCAAUGACCAACCACCCUCUUUAUGCAGCGAUGUAUGCAAACCUUGGCAGUGGCGGAGGAACCGGAGGUAAUGGUGGACCCACUGGUGGACAAAAUGCUGGCUCUCCAUCAGAGUCAAUAGGCUCACCCACUAAUCCACACCACCCACACCACCCUCACCAUGGUUUAACCUCCCUAAUGACCGGAAGUGCAUUUCAUUCAUUACAUGAUAUCAAAAAUCACCAAGGUGGACCAGGAUCACUACCGAUUGACUGGUUAGCCAGAGCGGGUUUACUUUACCACCGACCUCCAGGAGGAAACGGAAGUGGUGUAUUGGGAGGUAAAACUCGUCGCCCUCGAACAGCAUUUACAAGUCAACAAUUAUUAGAACUCGAGAAUCAAUUUCGUACUAAUAAAUAUCUAUCACGUCCAAAACGAUUUGAAGUUGCAACCAAUUUAAUGUUAACAGAGACACAGGUUAAGAUUUGGUUUCAAAAUCGUCGGAUGAAAUGGAAACGAAGUAAAAAAGCUCAACAAGAAUCAGCUAAAUUAAAAGGAAACGGAAAUUUAUCUUCCUCAUCUUCAUCCUCUUCCCAUUCUCAUUCAUCAUCAUCAUCAUCUUCAUCUUCAGCAUCUUCAUCGCCUUUAUCAUCAUCAUCUAAACACAAUAAAACCCACGAUAAGGAUAAUAAUAAUAUUGAAAAUUCAUCAACUAAUUGUGGGUCAACUGUAACUUCUGGUGGAGGGUCAAAUGGUGGUGCUGGUGGUGGUGUUAAUGGAGGUGGUGGUGGUCAUCAUGGUCAUCAGAAAAUCAAAUCAAAUGGAAUCAAAGGAAAUGUUGAUCAAAUUAAUAGAAACAAUUUACAAUCAAUGGUUUCACCUCCAUCAUCAGCGGAGGCUACAAACCCACCGGUGGAUUCUGGUUCAUCACCUUUACCUCAUCAUCUUAUCCUUCAUCCUCAACUUCAUCUUCAUCAUCCUCAUCUUUCACCAUCAACAUCACCAACAACAAUUAACCAACAAUCAAUUUGCAGCUCAGUUAAAUCAACCAACAAUUGGCCAACAAUUAAUCUUAAUCGUCACAUAAGUGAUUGCAAUCGAAAUGCUAGUUUACUUAAUCAACUUAAUCACAAUAAAUCAGAUCCUUUUUACCGGCCUUAUGUAUCUUAAUCAUCAUCCUCAUCACAACAACAAUUAACUCUAAUUGUCUGAGACAACAAUUUAUCAUUUCAUUUGCAACAAUCAAUAAUAACAAAAUAAUAUCCAAUCAAUAGGAAUCAAAAUUAUCCAUGAAAAUCAAUUUGAUUUUUUUUUCUGAUCUCAAUUUCAAUUGUAUCAUUUUCAAAAAUUAUAAACAAUUAAACUCAUUGAUUUAAUUGGUAAUCAUUAUAAAUCUUAUUGUGUACACAAAAGGCUGAACAAUUAAGUCGCAAUUUGAUGAAAUAAAGUCGACAAUUAAAAACGA